AUGUUGAACGACAGACAGUUUCAUAACAAAACGAUCAAAGCAGUUAAACGUAGUCCCAUAGAUGGCAUACUUGUACUGGAUUUGCUACCACAAAGUAAAAGCAAUGAACGUCUGGUUUUUUGGUGCCAACAUCCGGACAUUAGAUCAUCACAACAACAUCCACAACAUCCAAAACCACAUGACACUUAA
This is a messenger RNA of Clunio marinus, 189 nucleotides long. Lineage: Eukaryota; Metazoa; Arthropoda; Insecta; Diptera; Chironomidae. The record is from the annotation of a GenBank genome assembly.